AUGAAACUAAAAAUUUCAACUUUUAAAGAACCAAAACAUACGGCGGUCGUGACUUGUGUAUGUUGGAACAACACUGAGGAUGUAUUUUCUUGCAGCGAUGAUCACAAAUUAUUAAAAUGGAACCUGAUAAACAACGAAUGUAUGAUAGUUGCUACAUUCGCAGAGGAUUUUUUCCCAACAUCCAUGAAUCUAUUUCCGAAAACGGGACAAAGUGGUGUAAAACAUCAACACGACGUUAUAUUAAUAUCUACUGCUGAUGGAAAGUUUCAUAUAGUUAAUCAUAACGGACGCAUAGAAAAAAGCGUCGUUGCGCAUCAGGGAGCAUGUUUGACAGCACAGUGGAGUCCGGAUGGUGCAGGAUUAUUGACUGGUGGUGAAGAUGGCUUCGUGAAAAUCUGGUCUCGUAACGGCUUACUCCGAUCAAGUGUUGUGCAGUCUGAUGUUCCGUGUUUUAAUGCGAAAUGGAGUCCAGAUAGUGGAGCUAUAUUAUACACAAAAGGCAAUUGCCUCGUCAUCAAACAUUUGAAUUCUAAUUCCAAAGUAAAAAAGUGGAAGGCACACGAAGGACUUAUUCUUUGCGUAGCAUGGAAUCCAAAUUAUAAUCUUAUAAUUUCUGGUGGCGAAGAUGGUUAUGCAAAGAUUUGGGAUACAUUUGGACAGCAAGUAUCCAUAAGUGUAAAGCACGAUCAACCAUUGACAAGUGUGACAUGGUCACCCACUGGUAAUAUGUUCGUCCUGGGGAGUUAUAAUUUGAUAAGACUGUGCGAUUUGAAUGGGCGAUCUUAUUGCCUUGAUCGGCCUUCAACGGGGAGUAUUUAUAGUAUUGCGUGGUCGUCAGAUGGAACCCAGUUAGCUGCAGCCUGUGCUAAUUGUCACGUGCUUUUUGCUCAUAUAAUAGAAAGAGAGUACACAUGGCGGAGUUACGCCUGCAAGCAAAUAACACGUAAAAUGAUUACCAUAAAGAAUAUAAUCACAGACCAAAGUGACCAAUUGGAUUAUCCGGAUAGAGUGAUACAAAUAGCGCUUGGUUUCAAUCACCUGGUUAUAGCGACCGUGAAACAGUGCUUUAUUCAUAAACUUACAUCUUGGAAUACGCCAGUGACGUUUGACUUGAAGGAAGGCAGUAUUAGUAUGAUAUUAUUGGCGGAAAGGUGCAUAUGCGUCGUAGAGAGGGCCGGUGUAUCGGUAUACAGUUACAUGGGUCGCUUACUUGCCAGCCCCCGAAUCCCUCGACCAGAGACGAUUGGACAAGCAACUAUAUCUCUUGGGCCAGAUACAUUAGCUGUUAUUGAUCAUACUGAUAGAAAACUAAUUCAGGUAUUUGAUCUUCCAACGGGUCUCAUUGUACGAAGCUCCACUGACAAUACGGUAACAAAAUUGACACACAAAAUGACCGUAUCGUGCAUCGCCUUAAGCCAAACAGGACCGCUGAAUGAGAGGCAACUCGCAUUAUUGGAUUAUAACCGAGAUUUGUAUGUGGUUACUGUUAAGGAAACUAAGCCGAAAAUGUUUAAAUUGGGACCUCAAGUUUUAGGCAUUACAUGGAGCAGUGAAACAGAACUUCUAGUAGGGUUGCGAGCGAAUUCCGUUGUUGCCUGGUGUUGUCCAAGAGCUGCAACUCAACCUGAUUGGCUAACACUCACUACUGUUAGCAAGGAUAUAAGCGAUUUAGGUAGAAAUCCAAGUAUAAUGAACAUCGAAGAUGGAGUGGUCUGUGUACGCCGAGGAAAUGGGUCAUUGUUACGUAUAUCCCUUGCGUCUUUUCCGGAAAAGCUGCUGAAACAUAUAGCGGCCAAUAUGUGGGAUGAUGCAUUACAACUUUGUCGAACAGUUGAAGAUGAAACACUAUGGGCGUGUUUGGCAGUACUAGCGUGGCAAUACAAUCAAUUGCCCGUUGCUGAAGAGGCUUUUGCGCUUAUCCAUCAAUAUCAUCAAGUCAAUUAUAUACAGCAUUUAAGGUCCUUGAACUUGGCAAGGCAAGAGCAGAUCCAGGAGCGAUGUAAUAGGUACCGGUUGACGUGGUCUGUUGAUGAUUUACCCAACAAUCAGUUGGAACACAUAUUAGUUGAUGAUGAUCGCAAGCUUCUCUAUUGCUAUGUUCCUAAGGUGGCAUGUACUAAUUGGAAAAGACUACUCAUGACAUUAGGUGGAAAGUGGAAUGGAACUGAUGUUCUAGCGAUACCUGGUCAUAUAGCCCACUCCCCGGGCAUGUUUAGAAAUCUAAGUUCAGUGCCCAAAGAAGAACGAGAUGAAAUGCUGGAGAAUUAUAACAAAAUGAUUAUUGUAAGGAAUCCCUUUGAAAGACUUCUAUCGGCAUACAGAAAUAAAUUGGAAAUAGAUACCCCGACUGCAACUUAUUUUAGGAAUCGCCUGGGUAGGAGGAUCAUCAAGGCCUUCCGAGAUAACCCAUCGAAUGAGUCCCUUGAACUGGGAGACGAUGUCACGUUCAGGGAGUUCGCCCUCUUUCUAACAACGAAGACAGAAGAACUGGCAGAUAUGGUGAAUAAUGAACAUUGGCAGCCGAUAACCAAUUUGUGCCAUCCGUGCCUGAUAAAGUACACGUUAGUUGGCAAAUACGAAACUCUUCUGGAUGACGCUCUAUUAGCCCUUCACACAAUCAACGCCACUGAUAAAGUACAAUUCCCAAGGCUGUCUCACACGUCAGGAACUUCGGAAAAACUGAGCAAGUAUUUCGCCCAACUGGAGUUGCCGCUUAUAAGUAAAUUGUACAAAUUGUAUAAAUACGAUUUCAGAAUUUUCGAUUACCAUUUAGAUAAUAUUGUUGGUUUUGAUUUAGGCUAG
Pieris macdunnoughi is the source of this 2802-nucleotide messenger RNA. NCBI's taxonomy places the organism in Eukaryota, Metazoa, Arthropoda, Insecta, Lepidoptera, Pieridae. The record is from the annotation of a GenBank genome assembly.